AUGACCACAGCGGCAAAGAAGCUCGACGUGUUCUCGACCACGAGUGACUACUCCAAGACGUAUGUUAUCCACGAUGAAGACCAUACACUUGGCAACGCGUUGCGCUACGUUUUAAUGCGAAAUCCCGACGUGGAAUUUUGCGGCUACACGAUCCCGCACCCUUCGGAGCCCAAGAUGCACGUCCGCCUGCAGUCUCGCCAAGGUGCACCUGCUGACGAAGCGUUGCGCUCGGGUCUAACUGAUCUCCGCAGCGUGUCGAAGCACAUUGAAGAUGCGUAUCGCAAGGAACUACAGGCGUUUAAGCGCAAGAGCCGCAAGAAGUAG
Messenger RNA from Peronospora matthiolae, 324 nucleotides. Lineage: Eukaryota; Oomycota; Peronosporomycetes; Peronosporales; Peronosporaceae. The record is from the annotation of a GenBank genome assembly.